AUGGCUUCUUUACAGCUUGAUUAUCUACUGUCUGAUGAUGACGAGCCUGAGGUUAUCCCUGAAACCCAGAUCAGCGUCCCCGAGUCUCGCCAUACGCUGCCAAGGCCCAUCGGCCCCACAGGCCCCUCCGAGCCCCCGGCCGCCGCCUUAACUACCGCCGAGUCAACUACUGCCGAGCCACCUGCUACACUGAUUUUUAUGCCACUCCCCGCUCUCAAUCAACAAUACACCGAUAUCAAAGUCGCAGUCCGUACCAUCAAUGAUUUCGCGCGUACGCACGGUUACGCCGUGUCAAUCUCACGCUCUAAACGUACAAAGCGGGGAGUGAAGAAGACCGUCCGGCUCCGCUGUGAUCGAGGCCGCACACCACACGAUCGACUCGGCCACGAGCGCAAAAGGCAGAGGACCAGUCUUGCAACCGGGUGCCCAUUUGCAAUUUCUCUUCGACUUCAACAUGAUACUAACAUAUGGCAUCUGACUGUGGAAAACGCGGGCCAUAAUCAUGGCCCAUCCCCGCCGGAAACCCAUAUUAUCCAUCGCAAGCGCGAGCUUGAUACGAAGGCAGCUGAGAUCCGCAAGCAGCUUGAGCAAGGUCUUACUGCCCGCCAGAUCAUUUCUAUCGCCCGAGCCAAUGAUCCUACGUCGUGUCUUCAACCCUUGGAUAUCUACAACAUGCGGAGGCAGCUUAAUCGGGAAUCGGGAAUUCCUGGCUGGUCGUACGCCUCUCCAAGCGUUGAUGAUGGGGCUACUAACUGA
Penicillium paradoxum is the source of this 756-nucleotide messenger RNA. RefSeq lists its product as uncharacterized. The transcript has a single exon. NCBI's taxonomy places the organism in Eukaryota, Fungi, Ascomycota, Eurotiomycetes, Eurotiales, Aspergillaceae. The record is from RefSeq and is a predicted model, not a curated record. Bases 1 to 756 code for a protein of 251 amino acids.